Molecule: messenger RNA, 864 nt
Organism: Raphanus sativus (radish)
Lineage: Eukaryota; Viridiplantae; Streptophyta; Magnoliopsida; Brassicales; Brassicaceae
Exons: 1
Coding region: 1-864 (287 amino acids)
Source: RefSeq, a predicted model, not a curated record
AUGGUGCACUGUCAACUCGGGUCGGGCAUAACAGCCAGCUUUUGGCACGACAAUUGGACUUCCUUUGGUCCCCUUAUUGAGCUGGUGGGAGACAGAGGACCUCAGAUAACCGGUAUACACAUUGAUGCGGUGGUAUCUGAAGCGUUGAAUGGAGAUGGGUGGAGGCUAGAUAGCAUGCGCAGUAGAAGUCCCACAAUUACUCUGUUGAGAGCCUGCCUUCCUAAUGCUCAAGAAGUCAUAAAUUCGGAAGUGGAUGAUACCUUUGUUUGGAUCCCUGAGCCUGGAAGAGGAGAUGGGAGCUUCUCAGCUAGUUCAACUUGGAGGGCAUUGCACCAUUACCCAACAGUAGUAUAUUGGCAUAAAGCCGUGUGGUUCACGGGGAGGGUGCCUAAACACGCCUUUAUUUCUUGGCUAGCUGCGAGAGAUCGUUUGACUACAAGGGAUAGAAUGUUGAGUUGGGGUCUGACGGUCCCUGCAAACUGUGUCCUGUGCGCUUCACAUUCCGAGUCAAGGGAUCAUUUGUUCUUUGACUGCACCUAUAGCACACAGGUUUGGACUUUCUUUGUCAAUAGAUUGCAUAUCUCCCCUCCACAGGGAUUUGAAGCAAUUCUGAGAUGGUUGACUGCUCCGUCAAGAGACGCUAACGUGACUCUAUUGGUGAGAUUGAUCUUUCAAGCAGUUUUGUAUUUGCUUUGGAAAGAAAGAAAUGGUAGAGUCCAUUCAUCGGUGGAGAAGUCGCCGGGUGCAAUCAUAUCUGAGGUCAAGCAUCUUAUCCGGCUCAGAUUGGAUCCUAUAGCUCGCAGACAGGUUUUGGCGCCAGGAGAGUUCUCAGUGCUAGCGGUGUGGCUUCAAAGUUUUGACUGA